AUGUGCACGGACGACACGGUACUGCCACUGGGGCCGGCUGAGACGCGGCAUGCGUACGUCACAGACACGCAACCGUUCUAUUACAGGCGGGAGCAGCUCGCCGCCCGACCAGAACCAGGCCCGAGCGUACGGCGCGUAGCGUUCCGCGCGCGCCUCAAAGAGCCAAUAGACCACCACAGACGGGGCCCUAAAGGGCUGAUGUUCAGCCGCGGUUGCGGGGAGAUCUUACGUCAAUUGAUUGCUCAAUCAGCACAGAUAUUAGAAGAUAAGUCCACAAAAUCUUCGGUGAACUCACAAAAAAUAAAAGAGUGGAAGAAUAUACAGGUUAAGUUUAAUGAAUUAACUGGUAAAUUUCGUUCGGGCGGAGAGCUGAAGUUGGCAUGGAAAAGAAUGAAGUUGUCCGCUAAAUCCAACCUUUCCAUGCAUAGAAGGGAACAACAUUUAACAGGCGGCGGUGAAAAACCGCCAUCACCUUCUCCAGAGGACUUAGCCGUUAUGGCAAUUGCUCCUCACGACUUCGUCAUUGAAGUCAAUGAAUAUGAUAGUGAUGCAUUGGAUCCAGUUCCCGUGCCUACCAUUAAUGCGGCUGGGAUAGACUCAAAACCCGGUCCUAGUUUUGAAACGGUAUCGUUUCAUAUUGAAACAUGCGAAGAUAGACCAGAAAAGGAUUUUGUCUGUUUGCAAGAUACAAACAACAGUGACGCUUGCGUUGAAGAACAAGCAACAAUUAAAAAGAAAAAGAGCUUGCAAAAUAGGGACCUUCUGGAUAAGAAAGCCCAAAACAGAGAUGAGAGCAGUCAGAGGAAGCCUAUGUUUGGGGUGCGCGCAGAAGACCUCCCCGUGCGUUCCGCGGCUGCUGGUCCCUUGCGGAUACGUCCGGGGGGAAGAGCAGUUGUUGGACCGGUGCACCCUGGCUGCUGA
Messenger RNA from Spodoptera exigua (beet armyworm), 921 nucleotides. The record is from the annotation of a GenBank genome assembly. Lineage: Eukaryota; Metazoa; Arthropoda; Insecta; Lepidoptera; Noctuidae.